Messenger RNA from Mugil cephalus (flathead mullet), 1817 nucleotides. Its product is annotated as junctional adhesion molecule A-like. The record is from RefSeq and is a predicted model, not a curated record. Bases 61 to 1449 code for a protein of 462 amino acids. The transcript has 9 exons. NCBI's taxonomy places the organism in Eukaryota, Metazoa, Chordata, Actinopteri, Mugiliformes, Mugilidae.
AGGAAAUGUGUGUUGUCUUUAACUCAGACUCUGUUUUACUGAUGAAUGUGAGGAACAGCGAUGAAUUUAACUGCAGCAACGAGUGGAUUCUUUGUCUUCAUUCUCUCUGUGUCAGUGGUUCAGGGUCAGAAUGGUCAUGGAGUGACUUACACUUCUACUCAGAUCUGUGCUGUAAAAGGAUCAUCAGUGGAAAUAAUCUGCUCCUACACAUACCCAUACAGAGUGGAUGGUGUUACUACGACUGUGGAGGAAAGAGUCUGGUUCAAAGGGUCUGAUAAAGAACCUGAUGAUCUGACCACAGACUCCAUGUAUUCAGGUCGUGUGACGCUCAGUCAUGAUAAGAACAUCAGCACUCUGAGAAUCUCAGACCUGAGAGAGAGCGACUCAGCUCAGUACAAGUUCAGCUUCACAACAAACCAACCAGGAGGGAAAUAUACUGGUUCACCUGGAGUCACUCUGACUGUCACAGAACGUUCUGGCACAAGAUCAUCUGAAAACAUUCAUAUCAACGUCAAAUAUCCUCCAAAGCUUCCUUCUGUAUCAGCGACUCCUUCUGCUGAGAUAGUGGAGUUCAGUUCAGUGACUGUGAACUGUAGCAGUGAUGCUAACCCAGCAGCUAACUACACCUGGUACAAGAACCAAACCCUGGUCAGUGAAGAACCACAGCUUGUCUUCAGCUCCAUCCAGUCCUCUGACUCUGGAGAGUAUCACUGUACAGCUGAGAACGUUCUGGGCACAAGAUCAUCUGAAAACAUUCAUAUCAACGUCAAAUAUCCUCCAAAGCUUCCUUCUGUAUCAGUGACUCCUUCUGCUGAGAUAGUGGAGUUCAGUUCAGUGACUGUGAACUGUAGCAGUGAUGCUAACCCAGCAGCUAACUACACCUGGUACAAGAACCAAACCCUGGUCAGUGAAGAACCACAGCUUGUCUUCAGCUCCAUCCAGUCCUCUGACUCUGGAGAGUAUCACUGUACAGCUGAGAACGUUCUGGGCACAAGAUCAUCUGAAAACAUUCAUAUCAACGUCAAAUACACAGAUAAAACUGCAGCUGUAGGAACGAUCACUGCUGUUGUCCUGGCUGUCUCAGUCCUCGCUGUCUCAGUCCUCGCUGUCUUCCUGUGGAUCAGAAGAAGUAAGUGCUUCACUCAACAGUCUGACGGUGGAGAGAGACCUGGCAACACAGCACAGCUGAACAUGGUUCCAGUGUUGGACAUCCCGUCCUCUGCAGCAGAACCACAGGAUGACGUCAACUACAGCAGCAUCUGCUUCCAGAGGCAGACAGAUGUUGUUCACUCCAACAGAAGGAGAGAUCAGAGUCAAACAGAGGAGGAAGAGGAGGACACUGUGUACACAACUGUGAGAUUUAACUCUUCUAGUCGUUGCACAAGAACAAGACGCCAAGAAAAUGUGGAGGAUCCGUUUCUACUGUACAGCACCGUCAAGAAAAACUAAAGCUAAAAAAUGUUCAUUGGAAUUCCAACAUUAGAUCAUGUUCUGAGACUGAUCUGAACAACACUCUGACCCAACAAUAGAACCUGCUGUCCGUCUGAGGCCCAACAGAAGCCAAAUGGAUUUUCUAUGUCAUUCAUCCUUCAUGUUGCUUUCAAUAAUUAUUUUACUUUAACCACUUCUUUUUUGCUUUUCAGUAUUAAUUGUAAAUUAAAUUCAUGUGAUUGACAUUGAGUUGCAUCAGUUACACAGUAGUGAGUCCAAGGGAAGACAGCAACCCUGACCCUAACUUCAUGUAUAAUGAUAGAAGAGAUCAUACAAGUUGUGGGGAAGGAACAGAAAUGUAAUCAAACAAAAUAAAUCUUGAAGCA